AUGACUGUGGGGGCCCUGGCUCUGGGCCCACAUUUCAGGGGGGCCAUAGCAGCCAUGGGCCCAAUUUUGGAGAAAUUCCCUUUGAUCUGCUUUCAGAAUGCCUCCCCAGCAAGGACGCCUCCAGCCCGGGCAUCCCCGGGCCGAGCACCCCCAGCCCGAGCAUCACCUUCCAGGUCAUCAUCUGGCAGGUCUUCGUCUACCAUGUCAGCAUUCACGACAUCAUCUCCAACUCGAGUGUACCUUGUCAGAGCCACACCAGUGGGGACUGUCCCUGUCCAUGCAUCUCCUGCCAGGGCCACACCAACUGCCAGGGCCGCCAGGGAGAGCCCAGGUAUCACCUUGCCCAAGUUCACCUGGCAGGAGAGCCAGAAGCGGCUGCCGCUCAUCGGAUGUGUCCUUCUUCUCAUUGCCCUCGUGGUGUCGCUCAUCAUCCUAUUUUACUUCUGGUGGGGCCACACAGGGGUCAAUUACAAGGAGCCGAGAGAGAGCUGCCCUAGUCACGCUGUGCGCUGUGAUGGGGUCGAGGACUGUAAGCUGAAGAGUGAUGAGCUGGGCUGUGUGAGGUUUGACUGGGACAAGUCUCUGCUUAAAGUCUACUCUGGAUCCUCCCAUCAGUGGCUUCCGGUCUGCAGUGACAGCUGGAAUGACUCCUACUCGAAGAAGACCUGCCAGCAGCUGGGUUUCGAAAGUGCUUACUGGACAACCAAGGUGGCUGACAGGAAUGUUGACAGCAGUUUCUCAGUCUCCGAAUUUAACUCCACCAUCCAGGAGAGCACCUACACGUCUGAUUGCCCUUCCCGGCAGUAUGUUUCUCUACAGUGUUCCCACUGUGGAUUGAGGGCCAUGACCGGGCGGAUCGUGGGAGGGGCGCUGGCCCCAGAAAGUAAGUGGCCAUGGCAAGUUAGCCUGCAGUUUUCCCGCACCCACAUUUGUGGGGGCACGCUGAUCGACGCCCAGUGGAUUCUCACCGCCGCCCACUGCUUCUUUAUUACCCGGGAGAAGAUCCUGGAGGGCUGGAAGGUGUACGUGGGCACCAACGACCUGCACCACCUGCCCGAGUCAGCCUCUGUCGCCCAGAUCAUCAUCAACAGCAACUACUCGGAUGACCAGGAUGACUAUGACAUCGCCCUCAUGCGGCUCUCCAAGCCCCUGACCCUGUCCACUCAUGUCCACCCUGCCUGCCUCCCCAUGCAUGGACAGACCUUCGGCCUCAAUGAGAUCUGCUGGAUCACAGGCUUUGGCAAGACCAAGGAGACAGAUGAGAGGACAUCCCCCUUUCUCCGGGAGGUGCAGGUCAACCUCAUUGACUUUAAGAAGUGCAACGACUACUUAGUCUAUGACAGCUACCUUACCCCGAGGAUGAUGUGUGCGGGGGACCUGCGAGGAGGCAGAGACUCAUGCCAGGGAGACAGCGGGGGGCCUCUGGUCUGUGAGCAGAAUGGCCGCUGGUACCUGGCAGGAGUGACCAGCUGGGGCACGGGCUGCGGCCAGAGGAACAAACCUGGCGUGUACACCAAGGUGACCGAAGUGCUCCCCUGGAUAUACAGCAAGAUGGAGAGGGAGGUGCGCUUCCGGAAAUCGUAA
Rangifer tarandus platyrhynchus (Svalbard reindeer) is the source of this 1584-nucleotide messenger RNA. The record is from the annotation of a GenBank genome assembly. Lineage: Eukaryota; Metazoa; Chordata; Mammalia; Artiodactyla; Cervidae.